This is a messenger RNA of Carassius carassius (crucian carp), 8725 nucleotides long. Its product is annotated as pecanex-like protein 3. NCBI's taxonomy places the organism in Eukaryota, Metazoa, Chordata, Actinopteri, Cypriniformes, Cyprinidae. The record is from RefSeq and is a predicted model, not a curated record. The transcript is spliced from 33 exons. Bases 1785 to 8600 code for a protein of 2271 amino acids. Gene Ontology annotation, cellular component: membrane.
UCUUCCUGUAGGUGGGUGUUCGCUACCUGUGUGAAUGAAGCGAUUCGACACUGGAACUUAGCGAGCUCACAUUCUGGGAUUUUUUUUCGCUGGAGUUUUUACACCGCGGCCCUGGACUUAACUGUGGCAACCGCGUAGAGACAUUUUGCGUUCUGUGUUAGUUUUUGUAUUUUUAUUUUCGACAUAAGGAGGUAGCACUCAGUGCUGCCGUUAGCCUAUGCUAACUCGCGUUCAGUUUCGCUGUCCAGCGGUUUUCCUGCUCUCGUUCUGGGGGAAUUAACGCAGACCCUGUCGAGUCAAACCAUGGAGUGUUGACGGAGUUGAAGAGUGCACUAACAUCAGAAAAUUUCGCUACAAAACACUUAUGCCAAAGUCAGAGGUGUCUCACUACUGCAUGUAGCAUGUUAGCGGUUUGGCUAAUGAGUGGCAGGUGAUAUUGAACUCUAAUAGGAGAGAUAUCCUUCGAAUUCAGUCGAGAAACUGAGAAAAUAGAUUAAAUAUAAUAUUUGCGUUCCGUCUGUUUGGUUUUGAUGUAUUACAGGUCGAUUCAGGCUAUAAUUUUGUCGUUCAGCGUUAGCGCUGUUGCUGUCGAAACACACGGUUUGUUUACAGUUCUAAAAAUAUUCACGUCCCAUUAACGCUUCCAUUGAAGUGCUAUUGAACCAUUUGCUGGACAUGUAUCUCUCUACUGUCAUUUGGUAAGGCUCAAUAUAAUGUCAGAGCUGCUUCAGGCAACAUAUCAUACCAAUGCUAACAUUAGCUGUAUGUUAGCAUGUUAAAUUGUAUGGUUUAAAGCCAAAUCCACUGAGGUAUUUGUCAGCGUUCUUUUAUUUAAAUGAGUAUUGCUUACAGAGGAUGCUUAGUGUUUUUCCUCCUCCAGCUGUAGAGAUUAGCUACUGCCAUAGAGGGAAAGUUGAGAUAAUAUUAUGAUUUUUUUAGGCCUGGAGAUGGCUGUAGGUUAAAAGAAAUCACCAGUCAGUUAAGAUAUAAGACUCUAAAUGGUGUUAUACUUGCAUAUCUCUUGUUGGAGAAAGGGAAAGUUUACAGAUAUGUUCAGAAAAACUAGAAAUUGAAUUCUCAGGACUCUGAAGCUGUAUACCAUAUUUUCAGUAGUUACAAAAGCAAAGAAAGCCAAUGAAGAUAUUAAAACUCACUGCCUGUCUUUUCUCUGCUUUGCCUAUAAUAGUGUGAAGAUUGCAGGUGUUCAGUGAUCUUAUACAUAUCCAUUAUCAUCUCUAAAUUUAGAUAAAUAUAUAAUCGUACCCUAAACGAAACCUGAAUACUUAUUUGAAUUUUCUAGAAAACCCAUGUUAGGCUACUUUAUCUUAAUUUAGACAACCAUCUCAUGCCUUAGUAACAUGCCACAGACAGGUUAAAAUGAGCAUGUUCAAAAUAGCCUAUUGUUCUUAUGCCAUCAGAACAGCUCAUUUAUUUUUGGAAUUGUGUUUGUUUAAAGUGCUGGAAAGUCGUAAAGAAACCAAACCAAGCAGUUCUGAUGAAUCCUCAGGGUGAAUGUUUUCAUGUAGCCCUUUGGUCACAGCUGUGCCAAAAACUCUUGAUGUACUUCACUACAAACAGGGGUCUGCCGGAGGAGCAUGCAAGCAAACCUGAUACUAAAAGAACACAGGUCUGAAGUUGUUUUGGAACGUCUCGCUUUCUGCUAAUUUUUUUCAUUACCAGUCUGAGAAAAGUCCAUCCUGAGGUUCCCAAUGGAAGUACUGCACUAGAAACUUUGACCAGGGAAACUACAAGAUCUCUGGGUUUUCUCACCCAGAAGCGAUAAGAUGGGCUCUCAGGCUCUUCAGAUAUUGCGGCAGGGAGUGUGGGCUUCUCUGACCGGAGGAUGGUAUGUGGACCCUCAUCAGAGUACCUUCUCAAACUGCUUUCAUCUCUACCUCUGGAUAUUCCUCUUGGCCUUCCCAUUUCUUCUGUACAUGGCCCUUCCUGCCAGUUUAGUGGUGGCUGGUGUGUACUGUGCUGUGAUAGCGGCCUUCUUUAUGGCCAUAAAAGCAGUGAAUUUUCGACUGCAUGCCAUGUUUGACCUGGGUGAGAUUGUGGAGAAGAGGCAGGCCUCGUUCACCACAGACCCCAAUAGAGUGGAAGAAGGAGAGGAAGGCUCUGUUGCUCAUGAUGGAAGCCAACGCAGGGACAGUGGUGUGGGUGUGGAAAUGACAGUGUUCCGAAAGGUGAACUCCACCCCUCCUGUACGCUGCAGUUCUCAGCACUCGCUGUUUGGAUUAAACCAGGUGUCGGAAUUUUUACCACAGCUUGAAGACCCUGGAGGCUCCAAGGAUAUUAAAGAGCUCAUGCAGGAGGAGCAAGGCAGUAGUAAUGUGAUGGUGACCUCUGCACAUAGAGAUGUCCUUCGACACAACUCUCAGGACAACACUAGUGUGGCACUAUCCUGCAUGGCUGGGGAUUACAGAGGGCUAAUUGGUGUGGGUGAUGUAUUGUCGGGAGGGUUUAGUAACCUGCACCCAACAAACUGUCCUUCCAUCCCACCAUCCCCAUCCAGCCAAGAAGAUGGAAAUGAGAAGGACCAUGUGGAUAAUGGGGGUGUGGAGCAGCUGUCUCAGAGGAACCCCGAUGGGGAGGGUCUAAGAGGCUACUCCCGCCUUGGACCUUCAGCUGAGUCUGAGAGUCUGGGAGAUGCUCCUCUCAGCCCUCUCAUCAAGAGUAGCUUGAGUGAGGAGCUAAGCGAGAACUUGCUGGGUUUGGGCCUUGACCCAGUGACUUUUGCCCCUGGUGCUGAGCACCCAGGCAGCCGCACCGGGAUUGCCCUUGCUGCAGGCUCCACUGACAGCUGCUACAGUGGAGGUGGAGCUGCCACGGACAGAGAGACUCUUAGUACGGUCAGUAGCUACCGCAGUGAGAAAACUGACUCAACCCAGCUUGAGAGCCCUUCAGUGGGCCAGACGCAUAAACCUGGGUCUAAUGCUCCUUUCACAGCAUUGCAUCAAGGUAAAGGCCCCUAUCAGCAGCCAGGAGAUGUAAUCCAGGGCGGUAGUGACACGGAUGACCUAUCAGACAGCGUGCUGUUACGCUCACCCUCCAAAGAGCUCUCCUCUGGGCAGGGCCUGGACAGAACUCUGGUGGAGGGGGAGGACCUUCCCCCUUUGCUUACAGACAUUGCACAGCCCUCCUUGGACUCAUCACUGUCUAGCAGUGGGCCUUCGGAGACCUGCGAUCUUGAUGGUGGCAUCCCCAUACCCCCUCUUCCUCCUCCACGCCAGGCCAGCUCUGUAUCGUCAGGGUUGGCACUGGGCUUGGUCUGCUCAGAGCCAGCUCUGCCGGUCUCUGCCCCUUCCUACCUCCUAGCAGAGCCACCAUCUCUGCAAGCGCAGCAGCAAGUGGUGCGACCUAAAGAUCUGAAGCUGCUGCGUGCCGGCGGCAGUAUAGGUCACCGACCCGGUCGCAGGAAAGCUCCCCGUAAACGAGGCACUGCUGGCAGUAGCAGUUUCGACUGUGGCUCCUACCGCCGGCACCAAAACCGUGGGCAACACAGAGACUACAUCCCUGUACGCAGCCGGCUAGGUGCCAAAGCCUACAGUGAGAGCUUGUUUGAGGACUCCAGCGAUGAAGAUGAUGGCAGUGACAUGAGUGCAGGUUCUAGUCUAGGAUCCCAACACCACUUCAGCUCUGACGAUGAAGACGAUGAUGAAGAUGAUGAUUCUAGCUCCUCUACCUCCUGCUACUACCCUGAUCUAACGAAUACCGGCAUCACUUCCCAACCCGUCCCCCCUCAACUACCUAGCCCUGGAGAGGGGGAGGACCCUGACACAGUGGGACCCUCCCAUUCUCGCAGUGCUCAGCGCUCAGCCAGCACAGCUAGUGCCAAGACUCAUGCCAGAGUGCUAAGCAUGGAUGGUGCCGGUGGAGGCUCCAACAACACAGAGACUCUUGCGUCUACUAUGCUACCUUUACCUCUUUCUUCUGCUCCUGCCCCACGUCCACUCACCAUCUCUAAAUCAGAUCUGGAGGCUCGGACACUGCACUCAGAGGGCUUCUCAAGGGCCCACCAUAGACUAGACUCUCUUGGAGGCUCCUGGGCUGGGAACCAGACAGGCUGGAGGGCAGGAGAGCUGCUAGAAGAGGGGGCAGUAGGAGGAGCCCCAGAGGAGGGUAGUAAGCGUGACUCUGUGAGCAGUGUAAAAAGGACGCAGGCCAUUCGCAGGCGUCAUAAUGCUGGUAGUAACCCCACCCCGCCCCCUUCUGCCAUGGGCUCUCCUCCAAGUCUUCAAGACCUUCAGAGAGUCCGGACUUCCUCUCAUUCUCGCACACGAACACUCCCCUCUGCUUUGCACUUCGCUGCCUCAUCCUUGCUGCUGCUGCCCCGAAGCGGUGUUCAUGAGGCAUCCACCUUUGAUGACACCACAGAGGGUGCUGUGCACUACUUUUAUGAUGAGAGUGGAGUAAAGAGGUCUUAUACUUUUGGACCUGCUGGUGGAGGAUAUGAGGACCCAUUCCAGGAGCGGGAGCGAGAGCGAGAGCGACAGUCACAGUCCUCUAGCUUUACCUCCACUGAUGUGCAGGAGUUGGCGCCAGUGCUGUCUAUGCUGCAGCCAAGGCCGGUGGUCCUCCAGGGCAUGCAGGUCCGCAGGGUGCCUCUGGAUAUGCCAGAGUUUGACCUAGACCAUGAGUCCCCUCAUGAAUCCCAAGAGAACACACUGAUGAUCGAGGAAAAGGCCAAGCCUAAACAUUAUUACCGUUUCUGGGUGCUGCCGGGGAAAUGGCUAAGAGUUCGUUAUGACAGGCUUGCUUUGCUAGCCCUACUGGACAGGAACCGACGCAUAAUGGAGAAUGUGUUUGCGGUGGUGUUGGCCAGCUUAGUGGCAUUCCUUGGCUUCCUGUUACUAUUCCAGGGCUUCUUUAGGGACAUCUGGGUCUUCCAGUUCUGCCUAGUCAUUGCCAGCUGUCAGUACUCUUUGUUAAAGAGUGUGCAGCCUGAUGCGGCAUCUCCGAUGCAUGGCCAUAACUGGAUCAUCGUGUACAGCCGACCAGUGUAUUUCUGCUUGUGUUGUGUGCUGAUCUUGAUAUUUGACCUGGUUGGCCACUCAGACAGUAUGCUGCCUUUCACCCUCUAUGGGGUCACCUUCUUCUCCGCCCAAUUUCUGCUCUGCGCUAGGGACAUGCUCAUAGUGUUCACCCUCUGUUUUCCCAUCAUCUUCCUGUUUGGGCUUCUACCUCAGGUCAACACGUUCCUCAUGUGUUUGUUUGAACAGGUGGACAUGCACAUUUUUGGUGGAACUGCAACCACAAGCCCCCUGUCUUCAGUCUAUAGUCUGUUGCGCAGUAUAUUGGUGGCGGCUCUGGUCUAUGGAUUUUGUCUUGGUGCCAUCAAUGCUCCGUGGGGAGAGGCACAUGUCCCGGUGCUCUUCUCUGUGUUCUGUGGGCUCCUCCUGGCCUUGUCCUAUCAUCUGAGCAGGCAAAGCAGUGACCCGACCAUCCUCUGGUCUCUGAUCCGCUCCAAGUUCUUCCCAGAGCUGGAGAGCCGAACACCGGAAGAGCCCCCAAUAGAGAUUAAAGACCCUCUUCCAGAGAAAUUGCGCAAUUCUGUGAAAGAGACUCUUCACUCAGAUCUGGUCAUGUGCCCUCUUAUGGCCAUUAUCACCUUCGCCAUUAGUGCCAGCACCGUCUUUAUUGCUCUGCAGCCUGCUCUCAGUUUCGUCCUGUACAUCUUGGCUGGGGUGGUGGGGUUCUCCACACACUACCUCCUGCCUCAGCUACGCAAACAGCUGCCCUGGUUCUGCUUGGCCCACCCUGUGCUGCGCUCCAGAGAAUACAGCCAGUUUGAGGUCCGAGAUGCGGCUCAGCUCAUGUGGUUUGAGAAGCUGUAUGCAUGGCUGCAGUGUGUGGAGAAGUAUUUCAUCUACCCAGCUGUAGUUCUCAACUCCCUCACAACUGAAGCUCACACUGUCAGCCAAAACCAUGACAAACCUGGAGCCUAUGGCCGUGCUCUAUUCAUCUCAGUGGCUGGAAUGAAGCUGCUUCGUACGUCCUUCUGUGUCCCGUCUCAGCAGUAUGUCACUCUGUGCUUCACCGCCCUCUUCUUCCAAUUCGACUACCCACGUUUUUCACAGACCUUCCUCCUCGACUACUACUGCAUGUCCAUCCUCUUCAGCAAGCUGUGGGAUCUGCUGUAUAAGCUGCGUUUUGUGCUGACCUACAUUGCACCUUGGCAGAUCACAUGGGGUUCUGCUUUCCACGCCUUCGCUCAGCCAUUCGCCGUUCCCCACUCAGCCAUGCUGUUUGUGCAAGCUGUGUUUUCAGCUCUUUUUUCCACUCCUCUCAACCCUGUGUUGGGCAGUGCUGUUUUUGUUACUUCAUACACCCGGCCUGUGAAGUUUUGGGAGCGAGAUUACAACACCAAACGAGUGGAUCACUCCAACACACGUCUGGCCACACAGCUGGACCGUAACCCUGGUGCUGAUGACAACAACUUGAACUCUAUCUUCUACGAGCAUCUGACACGUUCUUUGCAGCACUCGCUGUGUGGGGACCUUCUGCUGGGCCGCUGGGGAAACUACAGCACUGGAGACUGCUUCAUCCUGGCAUCCGACUACCUCAAUGCUCUCGUACACAUCAUUGAGAUCGGCAACGGCCUCGUCACUUUCCAGCUCAGAGGCUUGGAGUUCAGAGGAACAUAUUGCCAGCAGAGGGAGGUGGAGGCGAUCACUGAAGGGGUGGAGGAAGAUGAAGGCUGUUGCUGCUGUGAGCCAGGUCAUCUCCCCCACAUGCUCUCCUUUAAUGCGGCCUUUGGUCAGCGCUGGUUGGCUUGGGAGGUAGCCGCCACCAAAUACGUCCUGGAGGGCUACAGCAUUAGCGACAACAAUGCAGCUUCCAUGCUUCAAGUAUUCGACCUGCGCAAAAUUCUCAUCACAUAUUAUGUCAAGAGUAUCAUCUACUAUGUGACCCGCUCUCCCAAACUGGUGGAGUGGUUGGCCAAUGAGACAGUGCAGGAAGUGUUGCGGCCUUGCCUCAGCCCUUCCUACGUGGAUAGUGACCCCACCUUUAAUCUGAACAUAGAUGAAGACUACGACCACCGUGCUUCUGGCAUCACUCCAGCUUCCUUCUGUCUGGUGUACCUGGAGUGGAUUAAAUACUGCAACAGCCGCAGACAAACGCCAGUUGAGAGUGAGAAGGAUUCCCCUCUGGUCACACUGUGUUUUGGGUUGUGUAUUCUGGGCCGUCGAGCUCUGGGCACUGCCUCACACAGCAUGUCAGCCAGCUGGGAGCCUUUUCUCUACGGCCUUCAUGCCCUGUUCAAGGGCGACUUUCGUAUCACCUCUCCUAGAGACGAGUGGGUUUUUGCAGACAUGGACCUGCUGAACAGGGUGGUGGCUCCAGGUGUACGGAUGUCCCUCAAACUGCACCAGGAUCACUUCACCUCUCCUGAUGAGUAUGAGGACCCAGUGGUGCUGUACGAUGCCAUCACUGCUAAUGAAGAGAAGAUGCUCAUCUCUCAUGAGGGCGAUCCUGUCUGGCGCAGUGCUAUUCUGGCUAACAUGCCUUCUCUGCUUGCUCUCCGCCAUGUUAUGGAUGAAGGCAGUGACGAGUACAAGAUCAUCAUGCUGAACAAACGCUUCCUUAGCUUCAGAGUCAUCAAGGUAAACCGGGAGUGUGUGCGCGGGCUAUGGGCUGGACAGCAGCAGGAGCUGGUCUUCCUGCGGAACCGGAACCCUGAACGCGGUAGCAUCCAGAAUGCCAAGCAAGCCCUGAGGAACAUGAUUAACUCAUCUUGUGACCAGCCUAUUGGAUACCCCAUCUACGUCUCCCCACUCACCACCUCCUACGCGGGGGCCCAUGUCCAGCUACGUUCAGUCUGGGGAGGCCCCAUCAGCCCCCACAACAUUUACACCUGGUUCAUCAGCAGCUGGGACAGGCUUCAGAAGGGAUGUGGUGCUGGAUGUAACAGUGGGGGGAAUAUUGAUGAUUCAGACUGUGGUGGCGGCUCUACCUCCAUCAGUAACAACCCUGCAGCUCAUCCUCCCCAGAACACAGUGUCCAGCAUCACUCAGCCUCAUCCCACUACUGUACAGCCCUUGAUGGGGACUGACAACCCAGUUGGACCUUCCUGGCCGCUGCAUCCCCAGCCCCUCACACUUGCCCUACUCAGCCAAUCAGAGGGCAGGAUGGAUGCAGGGCUGGUUAGCUCCUUACACCGAACCUCUUCCAUCCAUGGGCUUUUAGGGCAACACCUGUCCAGCUCCCAGCUGUCUUUCAGUAGUUCAGUGGCCCUGCCCCUUGCAGACCGCUUCUGCCCCAGUAGCCUGCAGGACAACCCCAGUCACAGGGCAUCUCAGAGGGGCCUGGGCCAGGGCAGCGGGCUGCCCUAUGAGGCCCUGUACAGCAAAUGGAGCCUUCCAGGGAGGAAAGGAUUUAACGGACCUGCUGUAAUGGAAGGGGAUGGCUCAGCAUCACAGAGCAUACGCACACAGCCUUUGCAGCCUCCCCUCCCCGUCCUGCCCUCUGAUGUCAGCCCAACACUGGAUCCAACGGGGGCAGUCAUACCCUCUGAGACCUUGCCCCUUACAUCAUCAGACCCGCCCAGUGCACGGGAGGAGUCUACAGAGCUGCCUUUACUUGAGCACCUCCGCUGAGCCUGCACAGCACGACUAGUACAGCUGGGAUCAGCCCAUGAUCAUCCUCGCCAUCCAGAGAGCGAGCUAGGAGGAAGUCGAGCUGACCUUAUCAACCUUUUUUAUAAUUAAAGCAUCUUCAGUCA